Messenger RNA from Branchiostoma floridae (Florida lancelet), 3195 nucleotides. Its product is annotated as ralA-binding protein 1-like. The coding region runs from base 137 to 2491 and encodes 784 amino acids. NCBI's taxonomy places the organism in Eukaryota, Metazoa, Chordata, Leptocardii, Amphioxiformes, Branchiostomatidae. The record is from RefSeq and is a predicted model, not a curated record. Gene Ontology annotation, biological process: endocytosis; small GTPase-mediated signal transduction; positive regulation of GTPase activity. Gene Ontology annotation, cellular component: membrane. The transcript is spliced from 16 exons. Gene Ontology annotation, molecular function: small GTPase binding; GTPase activator activity.
UUGUAAGUUUGUUUGUUCCGUUUCAGCUUUUAUUUCUUGUACCUGAAGGUGAUAGGUGCUGCCACUUCUCUUCUUCCUCUCAUUGUUAUCUUUACUUUCUUAACUUUUGCGGCAAAAACGCCGUUUCUUUAUUAACAUGAUGAGUGGAAUAGAGCACUGUCAAGAGGAGGGCCACAUGGAAGAGGACAGUGGAGAGUUCCCAGGGCUGUAUAACAGGGAGAACGACUUUGCAGAGGUGGAUAUGGAGCCAGAACAUGAUGAGGAGGAGGAGAAGGAGAGUCUGAAGAAGAAGGAUAAACACAAGAAGGACAAGGCGCCGGGGUACGUGGCCUUCGAGGAGGAGGAUUCAGACGAAGAGAGCCCCAGUAAAGGAAAACGGAAGGGUUUGUUUCGCAACCGCUUCUCUCAGAACUCCAAGAGGAAGUUCAAAGACAAGGAGCGAGACAAGGACAAAGACAAGGAGAAAGAAAAGGCUAAGGAAAAGGAGAAGGAGAAAAAGGAAGAAAAGUCUCAUCAUAAGGAGAAGGAGAAGAAGAAGUCCUCCAGCCUGCCCCGAGACCUGACCCCAGACAUCUUAAGAUCCUACAGCUUUAAGGAGAAGUCUGGGAGGAAGCGGGAGGCUAAGGAGGCCAAGUCUCCGUCCCAGGCACAGGCUCUGUCAGCGGAUGAACUCAGCUCACCGGCCAGAGAGCCGCCCCAGCCCAUCUUCGGGAUCCCCCUGGAUGAGGCAGUGGAACGGUCCAAGCUGAUCGACGGGAUCGAAUUACCAGCCAUCUUCAGAGACUGUCUGGACUUCAUAGAGGAGAGAGGUUUGUCUACAGAGGGGAUCUACCGUAUCUCACCCGUGAAGUCCCAGGUCGACGCCCUGCGUGCUGCGUAUGACCACGGUGAGGUUGUCGACCUGCAGGACCAUGACCCCCACACGGUGGCGGGCCUCCUGAAGACUUACCUGAGAGAGUUACCUGACCCUGUACUCACCAUGGAGCUGCUACCUGGGUUUGAAGAUGCUUCAGCCCUACCUGGUGAGGAUGAACGAAUCGCUGCGCUGAUCCAGAUGUUAUACCAGCUGCCUACCUGUAACCGUUUACUGAUCACCUGGCUCAUACAGCACAUGGUGCACAUCAUGGACAGGGAAGCAGAAACCAAGAUGAACCUACAGAACAUCUCCAUCGUGUUGAGCCCCACACUGAACAUUAGCCACCGGGUUCUCAAUGCUUUCUUCUCGCACCACGAUCAGCUGUUUGGAGAUGACGGCAUCAGAAAGGUGGGCCGUCCCCUCCGAUGGGAGAGCUCUACCAUGAACUUGGAUGACAUUCCCGACAGCCCCAGUUCUAUUGAGGAGGAACUGCAGCGGCAGGAGGCGCUCUUGGAGCAGCUCCACUCGGAGCUUGGAGCCGGAGUGGAGGAUCCGGAGAAGGAGGAGAGACUCUGGGAGGUGCAGCGGAUCAUCACACAGCUCAAGAGACAGCUGAAGCGGGCCAAAACAACCUACGCUUCAUCUGCUGCCAAAACCAGCACCAAACAGAAGGAAAAGGAAAGCAAACCAACAGAGACCAAACCGAAGGAGAAGGACACAAAAGAACCAGAGACUAAAUCAGCUGCUAUAGAGAAGCCAGCCGAGGAGAAACCAGCAGAAAAGAAAGUAACUGAGAAGAAACCAGCACAAAAGAAACCAGCUGAGAAGAAACCGGCAGAAAAGAAACCAGCACAAAAGAAACCAGCAGAAAAGAAACCAGCUGAGAAGAAACUAGCUGAAAAGAAACAAGUUGAGAAAAAGUCAUCACCAGCUGAAGCAGUGAAGCAGGAGGAAAAGAAGGUGGAAGAAGAAAAAGAAGAAGAAAAGGAAAUCGAGAAACCUUCUGACCAGAAGGAAGAGGUUAGCAUUGUUGCUAAGGAGGAGGCAGAAGAACAGAAAGAGAAGGAGGAACCGGCAGCAGCUGUGGAGGCAGCAGUGGUCCAUCAGGAGGAGGAGAAGGAGAAGAUGAAGGAACAGGAAGAGGAGGAGGAAGAUGAUGAAGAGCUGGAGUUGUUGCUGGAGGAAGAGGCAGCCCUGAUAGCUGAGCAGGAGGAACUGAUGGCUCUACAGACCAACCUGCAGUCCAGAAUAGAGAAGGAAAGGACAGAGAUUGACCAAUUGAAGGAGGAGAUCGCCGAAGCAAUGAACAGCAGAGAGACAGCGUCGCCCCCACAGCAGAACGGGAUGCACAGCAGCAGCAGUAACAGCUCAGACAACAGCAGUGACAGCAGCAGUGAGGAUGAAGAGGAGUUACAAGACAUCCUGGAUGACCUUGUCAAGGAGAACCAAGAACUGGAGACCAAAAACUCGGACCUUAGUCUAGCGAUCGACCGUGAGCGCCAGCGCUGCAUCCAGCUGAAGGUACAGAUCAGGAUGCUGCAGAGAAGAGAGGAGCUGGGAUGUGGGGAGGACGGACAGACUACAGAUGGUUCUGUAACACGGCCAGUCACUGUGGACAGGGAGACAACGCUAUAGACAAACUUAACACUAGCUGUAUGGUAUAUGUCAUCAUAUAUUAUUUGUUUGUUCGUUUUUUAUUAUUUUUGAUAGUUCAGAAGUACUAGACUACAUUCUGUCACUGCAGACAGAGAGAUAAUGCUACAGACAACCUUUAUGGUAUAACCCAUAACAUAUUAUUUGUUUGGUUUUGUUAUCUUACAGUAUAACACUAGCACAUCAAGCCACUAUGGACAGGUAGAAUACCUUUUAGGCAAUUGCAAACUUUCUCUUUUCAAGACAUUAUCUAUAACAUUUUGUUGGGUUUUGACAGUUUAGGUGGACGAUGUGCAACCCUUACCAGCAAUGUGCUGGUUGGAGUAUAGCUGCAGCUUAUUCAGCUAGAGCCAUUCUGAUAAGACGGGCUUUGACCCGUAUAAGGAAGGGCAGGUAACCAGUUUGCUUGGUCACAAGCAAAGACAAUUCAAGAAUCUUUGUAUGUCUAACAGAUAUAUUAAGAUUCCUGAACAUACAUGUACAAGAAAAAGUUCUUUUGAAUAAUGUGGUAUUUACCGUACAUUCGUUAAGAAGUUCUUUUGAAUGACAUGAUGUUUAAUGUACAUUUGAUAACAAGUGCUGCCAACAUGCAUAGCAGUACAUUAAAAUGUAUAAACUGCCUCUGUAAGGUAAGCUAAAACUAUGUAGUGUUUAACGUGUAGAUGUGCAAUAAUACAAUGGAAAUA